AUGACUUCCCUCUCCAGCAGCGGCAUUGCCGACAUCGCCUCCGACCUGGUUGCGAGCGUGGACGGCUCGCACGGGCUGGCCGGCUCCACCGCUGCACUAGCCGAGGCCGAGGUGGCGGGCGUGGGCGUCUCGUGCCGGCAUGCGACACUGGAGGCGAGGCUGCAGUCGCGGGCGGCUGGGGGGCCGGCGGCGGGAGAGGCGGGCGGGAGCGAGGCUGGCGAGGCUCUCACCCGGCCGGAGGCUAAGUCCUUCAAGGAGCUCGGCCUGUCGCUGCCGCUGCUCAAGGCGGUGCAGGAGCUGGGCUUCGAGGCGCCGACGCCCAUCCAGGCGGCGGUGGUGCCGGCGGCGCUGCGCGGGCUCGACAUCUGCGGCUCGGCCGCGAUGGGCCGCAAGCUCGGCGCCCACUGCGACGCCCGGUUCGCACUCGUGGUCGGCGGCCUCUCCUCCUCGCUGCAAGAGGCUGAGCUGCGCACGCACCCGGAGGUGGUCGUCGCGACGCCCGGCCGGAUGCUCGACUUGCUGCGCAACUCGCCCGCCGUCGGGCUGGAGGCGCUCGAGAUUCUGGUGCUGGACGAGGCGGACCGGCUGCUCGACCUCGGCUUCCGGGCCGAGGUGGAGGAGGUGGUGCGGAUGUGCCCGCCGGAGAGGCAGACCCUCCUCUUCUCGGCUACCAUCUCCGCAGAGGUCGCAGAGCUGGCGAACGCGUCGCUGCGAGAGCCGCUGCAGGUCAAGGUGGACGCGCUGUACGGCGUCGCCGAGCGGCUGGCGCAGGAGUUCGUGCGCAUCAAGCCGGGCAAGGAGCACGAGCGCGAGGCGCCCCUCCCCUCGCUCGCGCUCCUCCUCUCGCUCGCGAGCCGCACCUUCACCUCGCGCGCCAUCGUCUUCGUCUCGUCAAAGGCAAAGGCGCACCGGCUGCGCCUCCUCUUCGGGCUCUCGCAGCUGCGCGCGGCGGAGCUGCACGGCAACCUGACGCAGCUGCAGCGGCUGCAGGCCCUCGAGACCUUCCGGCUCGGCGAGGCCGACUUCCUCAUCGCGACCGACCUCGCCGGCCGCGGACUCGACAUCCGCGGCGUCGAGACGGUCAUCAACUACGAGCUGCCCGCCGAGAUGGCGACGUACGUGCUGCGGCACGCGCGCGGCGCCGUCAAGUCUCGCGUCGUGCCGCCCGUCGCGGUGGCGCACUGGGCGGCGCGGAUCGGCGCGAUGGAGCCGCAGGUGCGCGAGGUGCUGGCGGAGGAGGCGGAGGACCGCGCGCUGCGGGUGGCGGAGAUGGAGGCGAACAAGGCGUCCAACCUGCUCGACCACCGCGCCGAGAUCCUCGCGCGGCCGGCGAAGACCUGGCGCGCGAAGGCGGUCGAGAAGAAGGCGGGGCCGGCGCUCGGCAAGCGGGCGCCGCCCGGCGGGCUGGACGACGAGGGGCCGAAGAAGAAGAAGAAGGCGCCCAAGAAGGAGCCGUCCGCCGAGGCGGCCGCCGCGCAGGUGGCCGCCGCCGCCAGGGCCAAGGCCAAGGAAAUGCGAGCGCUGCCGGCCCGGAAGGUGCGGUCCGGGUCAAAGUCGAAGUUCAGCAAGCCCCGCAAGCGUUGAAAUUCUGAGAGUCGAGGCCCAUCGUGGUUUCUGCUAGGAAGCCGCCGUAAAAUCGGAUAAAGAAAAGAAUUU
This is a messenger RNA of Emiliania huxleyi CCMP1516, 1656 nucleotides long. RefSeq lists its product as hypothetical. The record is from RefSeq and is a predicted model, not a curated record. The transcript is spliced from 10 exons. The coding region runs from base 1 to 1584 and encodes 527 amino acids. NCBI's taxonomy places the organism in Eukaryota, Haptophyta, Isochrysidales, Noelaerhabdaceae. Gene Ontology annotation, molecular function: ATP binding; RNA helicase activity; nucleic acid binding.